Peronospora belbahrii is the source of this 897-nucleotide messenger RNA. Lineage: Eukaryota; Oomycota; Peronosporomycetes; Peronosporales; Peronosporaceae. The record is from the annotation of a GenBank genome assembly.
AUGAAUGACGAACGAUUCCUAAACAAGUCUUUAUUGCGAGCUCGUAUUGUUAUGUUGCUCCAAGGCAAAUGUGCCCUGGUCGUAGGGCUCAUGAAUAAACACUCACUAGCUGCUGGUGUGACUCAAGCGUUACUUUCUAGCGGUGCAAGUGUUGUUGUAUCGUCUAAGACUCCAAUGAGCAAAAGUCAAGUCGAACGUUGCGCUUUUAAGAUCCCGAAACCGUCUGAAGUAACAACUUCCUUGUUACACUUUGAACCGUGCGACGUCGAGAGCGAUGCGAGUAUUGAACAAUUGAUACAACGAUGUGGAGAAGUAUUUGACGGAGAGCUGGACAUUCUCGUGCAUUCAGUCGCAUUUGCCCCGCGUGAAGCUUUUACGCAUGGAUUAUUGGAUUCCUCGAGAGCUGCGUGGAUACAGGCAAUGAAUGUCAGUGCAUACAGUUUAGUGGCAUUGACGAAGGCAGCUAAGCCAUUGAUGAUGACGAUGGCAAAUGGUGGAAAGGGAGGAGAAAAGAGACGAGAUCGUAGCGUAUUAGCACUGACGUAUGCUGGAUCGACAAAGGUUGUGCCUAAUUACAAUGUGAUGGGUCCAGCAAAGGCGGCGUUAGAGGCGACGGCAAGGCAGCUUGCGUACGAGCUUGGACCGGAAGGUAUCCGUGUGAACUGUAUAAGCCCUGGACCAAUGAACACAGUGUCGGCCCGCGGUAUUCCUGGCAUCUCAAAAAUGAAAAAAUAUGCUGAAUCUCACGCCCCUCUGCGUCGAAACAGCUCAAGUAUGGACGUUGGAUCUGUUGCAGUUUUCUUGUCAAGUGACUUAGCCGCGUCCGUAACGGGGCAAACUAUCUAUGUCGAUGGUGGUCUGAGCGCCAUGGCUCCGUAUGCGAGAGAAGACUUGUAA